AUGAAAAGGUUGGCGGUUGGUUCAAUGACAACCCCGGAAUAUGAGGGGUGGUUGCACAGAAAGACCAAUGAUAAUAUCCCUCAGCCAAUGUUAGGAGACGUCAAAUCGAUGGAUGAAUACCUACAAGUAAUUCCUUCUGAGCUAGAGAUCAUCAAGCAAGACUUCGAUGAGAGAAAUUCAGAGUUAAAGAAGAAGAUAGAACAGUUGGAAGAAGAAAAAGUGCAUUUGAGGUUAGAUGUCGAUGUUCAGAAACGCGAGGCUGAAAAGUUAAGAAAGGGAAAGAGAAAGGCCGAAGAGGACUUGGACAGUUUGAAGACUGAUUACAAAAAGCUGCAUAUGUCAAUGAGAACAGCUGGAUUGGGAAAGACAUCGGAGCAGUGGCGACAAGAAGUUCAAGAGGAAAAGGCCAGAGCUGAUCAGAUCGAGGAUUUGAAAGGAAGGGUAGAAGAGCUUAAGGCCGCAUUACAGAACUGUGAGCAUCGAAUUGAAUUUCUAGAGUCGAAUAAUGAACAAUUGAAGGAACAACUUCGUCGAUCGCAGGACCAGGUCAGGGAUAGAGAUCAUAUCAUAAGUGAAGCCGUGGCACAGAUUCGAUCAGUGGCUGAUUAUUUACAGACUUUAGCGGUUCAGGCUGAUGUGCUAAGUGUGAAGUAUGAGUUAGAGUCGGACCGGGGUCUUACCCUGGAACAUCAAUACUACACGCGCAAAAAAACUAAAGCUAUGGAUCAAAGGCUGGAAAAAUUGGAACAAAUGCAGAGUGAAAUGCAGGAACGGCUGCAAGCACAGAUGCAAGAGCAACUGGCCAAGAUUCUGCAAGAUAUUAAAGAUCAGAUGCAAGAGCCGUAG
Messenger RNA from Gossypium arboreum, 846 nucleotides. RefSeq lists its product as uncharacterized. The transcript has 3 exons. Bases 1 to 846 code for a protein of 281 amino acids. Lineage: Eukaryota; Viridiplantae; Streptophyta; Magnoliopsida; Malvales; Malvaceae. The record is from RefSeq and is a predicted model, not a curated record.